UAUCCCGCCCGUUGAGAAUUUAAAUUUGAAAUCUCUCACUCUCCCAAAAAAAAGGUUGAAAUAAAGAUCCUCCCCUUUAAAACUCCCCCAACCUACCUUUUUGGACCUCUCUUUCUUUCUUCCCCAUAUAUGUUUCCGUUCUAAUCCACCAUUUGCUAGACUCUCACUCUCAUCUCAUCAACGACCAAAAAGAAAAUUCCAAACAUGGGUGCUUGUAUAAGCAAGAAAGGGAUUCAAAACCAGGAAAAAAUCUCCUCUUCCAUUUCUACCCCUCCCCAACCCCCCAGUCCAAUUCCUCUCUCCCAACCCAAAGAGAACAACCUCCCAAAACCAAAACCUGAGCAAGAAUCAACGGCGUCAGCCCCUGCAGCUGCAGCAAUCGUUGUAAAGAAAGAAACCCAUGUUGCAACCCCCAACAACGGCUAUGAAGGAGCCAAAGAACCAACAGAAGAACCCAAACGAAGUGAGCCUGCCGUUAAAGAAGACGUCUCUAAUGCAAUCCCCGCCACUGUUAGAACAUCGAGCUGCACGAAGGAAGAGGUCGAUGCCAUCUUAAUACAGUGUGGAAGGUUGAGCCGGAGCUCAUCUGGAAAAGGCUCGAAUGAGAACAACUCCCGCGGUGGCGGAAGCAAGAAGUAUUCAGGGUCAAAACGGAGCUAUGAUUUCGACAAUGAUCCAGCUGAUAAGAUGGGCGGUGAUGAUGAGAUUCCCCAAAUUAGGCAGGCCCACCGGAGAACUCCCAGUAGGGAAAGGGAUGCUGGGGCUUCAGAACUCAAGCGCUCCAGUAGCAGGGAUGAUGGAAAGAGAAACGGAGGGAGGAGGGCAAGUCGAUCUCCUGGGAGAAGACAGGAGACUCCGACAGAAAAGACAAGGCCUGGAAAGAUGGUUUCAGUCCCGGCAACAAUCACCACUGCCCGUGAGAAUAACAGAAGGGGUUCGACCCCUUCUUCCACGAAGAGAAGUGGAGAGGUGAGUGUGAGGAGCAGUGCCUCUCCUCGAGCCCGUUCGCCUGCAAAUACCCGACCUUCGAAUGAGAAUACCCAUCACCAUAAUCCUCAGCCAUCCCUUAGCCGGAAUUCUUCUAGAAAAGCAGAUCAAUCUCCUUAUAGAAGAAACCCCAUGAAUGAAAUCGAUGGGAAUGUUGUUAGAACAGAACAGCCUGCUGGGAAAAAUCAUGACCGCAGCAACAACAACAAUAACAAGGGAAGCAAUGUCAAGGUAGCAAAGAACAAAGGAGAGGAAGGGUCUGACAAAACCUCUCAGUUACAACUGCAGAAAUCCAAUGAGAAUGCUGCUCAAAUGCAGAGAUCUGAUGAGAAAAACAUUGCCGGCAUACGUGAACAGCUCAUGAACUGCAGACUGAAGGAGCAGCAGCUAGAGCCUGACAUAAUGGAAGAAGCCAUGGACAUGAAAGGGCUGAUCAGAAGUAGUGAUGCUGUUGCAAUAACAGGCACAAUGGCAGAAAGUCUCAAUCCCCAAACAAUAACAAGAACCCGAUCUUCAAGGAGAUCAAGAGACCUAGACGUCAUGGGUCUGAAUCCAGAUGCACUCAAUGCCCCCUCCUAUACUUCAUUGCUGCUGGAGGAUAUCCAAAACUACCAUCAACAGAACACCGCCUUUUCACUCCCGCCUUGCGUAUCAAAGGCCCGCUCCAUUCUCGAAGCUGUGGACAAUCUCAAUUCCUGCACUACUUCCAAUCUCUCAUCUGGUUUCUCCGAGUACAAAAGCUCUGAUGCUGAGGGCGGGCGAUUUGGUACGAGGAGGCCAGCGAUGAAGGACCCAUUUGUGGAAUCCGAAGUAGUCAUGAACAACAAUGAUCUGAUGGAGCCCAGCCUCCACAAGUAUGUAACAGUGAGGAAUGCAGGAGGGGAGACAGAACCACAAGAGUCGGCAGGGAGCAACAGCUUCCUCGGCCACCAUUGGCCUUCUUCGUGGGAGCCCAAUUCAGUCGACUCCACCGAGCGGUGGACUUCACUGUCGAACGCUAGCGAGGAGGUGGAACAGCUCGCAUUGAAUGAGUUAGGCCAUGAUCUUGAAGUGGGGGGAAGGAGAUUGAAGCGGGGCAGUAGCAAUAACAGCAUGCCGGUCACGACAACAUCGAGCGGGAAGAAGAGAGAAUUCAAUCAUUCUCAGCAGGGAGGUAGUGUUGGGAGUGGAAAGAUGGGAGUUAGAUCUUCCUCACUGCCUGUUGUUGCUGCAGCUGCACAGUAAAAAUUGGUGUACUGUAUCUCUCGAGAGAGACAUUGGAAACAAGUUGCAAGCUUUUGCAGCUUCUGUUAUUUGAUUGUUGAAAUAUUAAGCAAUGGCCAAAGAUCAAUUUGUCCUUCCAUGUCUUUAAUCCA
Messenger RNA from Magnolia sinica, 2342 nucleotides. RefSeq lists its product as uncharacterized. NCBI's taxonomy places the organism in Eukaryota, Viridiplantae, Streptophyta, Magnoliopsida, Magnoliales, Magnoliaceae. The coding region runs from base 205 to 2211 and encodes 668 amino acids. The record is from RefSeq and is a predicted model, not a curated record. The transcript is spliced from 2 exons.